CCGCUAGCUUACUCUUUAUGUGGGUCCUGUAGGUCAGUGAAGCAACAUCUCUUUCCUUCUUCCCGCAACGACUGCUCGCGCCGUCUCCGGCUCUCCGCUCACCGUGACCGCGUCGCCCCGUACGCCUCCGCCCCGAGGCCCCUCGUCCGGCCACCUCCGCUCGCGUACGCCGUUGUACACUGGGAGGCCCUCGCCCGGCCAUCUCCGCUCGCGUACGCUGCCGCCCACGGGGCCACCCUGCCCCGGCCAUCUCCGCCCGCCCCGGCCUCGGAGGCGCCGCCCUGCGCUCUCUGGCGCUAAUGGCGCCGCCGCGUCCACCCACAGGACCGAUCCUCUUCCUGCCCCUCGUCUUCCUCUUCCUCUUUACCACCGCCGCGGCGUCUGCGGCGGCGCCUGAGGAUGAAAAGUUCACUGAGGAGCUGCUCCUGCGGCCGCUCCCGGACCGCAAGGCACUGGCACACUUCCACUUCCGCUCCUCUGCGCCCCCCGCUGCCUCCGUUGGUCGGCACCACCACCUCUUCCCCAAGGCCAUCUCCCAGCUGGUUAAGAAAUAUCAUAUUAGCGAGUUGGAGCUAUCUUUCACCCAGGGAAGAUGGAACUAUGAGCAGUGGGGUGGAUUUGAUCCUAUGUCAACUAAUAAUGCAAAGCCUCCUGGUGUUGAGCUGUGGGCAGUUUUUGAUCUUCCUUUGUCUGAGAUCGAUGCAACAUGGAAGAACCUGACACAUACACUCUCUGGCCUGUUUUGUGCAUCCAUCAACUUUUUGGAGUCCUCCACUGCAUUUUCUGCUCCUCGCUGGGGCUUCAAACUGAACGAAGGCAAUUUGCGAUAUGGUGCAUUGCCUCGUGAAGCAGUAUGCACUGAGAAUCUGACACCUUGGUUGAAACUUCUUCCAUGUCGUGACAAAGCUGGGAUAGCUUCUUUGCUGUACAGGCCUUCAAUUUACAAAGGAUAUUACCAUUCACAAAAACUGAAACUGAGAUCCUCCCAGUCACUUGGUAUUAUUCUUGAUCAAACUCUGACUGUUGUGCUGCAACCAAAUAAUGUACAUGGCGAACAGCUACAUUCCAAUCAUGGUCAACUUCAGCCCAACUGGUCCAUGAGACAUCUUUUCAACAGAAAGUUGUCAGGGAAAUGCCUUGUUUCUAAAUCCAGCAGAGUAUUCAUUGAGGUUGAUAAAGGCAUUGCUGACGAAGUUAACAUAUCUGGAAGUGUUCAUUCUUGGAGUAAUGAAUUCUUUGUAUUGUCCAAUAGCCCGGACAAGUUGAUCAAAGGUCAAAAUCACUUAGAAAUGCAAUCUUCUUUUUUAUAUGUUUAUGAUGCUAGUAACUACAGUGAGGAACAACCUUUGGAUUUGGGCAUAACUUGGAAGCUUCCCCUGAUAUGGACUUGCACCCCAUCACCUUUUCAUGCAAGCAGAUUUCUUAUGGGCAGUGGCAAUGAAAGAGGGUCAAUUGCUCUGUCGUUUAUGUCCACUAAUCUUCAUAAGAAGAUAUCUGGCAGCGCAAAUGAUUGUUCAAUAAAGGCAGUUAUUUUCCAGGUUGUUCCAUGGUAUGUUAAGGUCUAUUAUCACAGCCUAGAAAUAUUUAUAGAUGGGAGCAGGAAGACUGUGUCAGAAGUAGUUGACAAGAUUCAUGUCAUUCCUUCAGAAGACAAGCUUUUGCCUGGUACCUUGGAGAUGCUACUAAGAUUCCCUUGCAGUAUGCAGUCGGGAACUCUGACAUUGGAUUUUGACAAGGGGUUCCUGCAUAUAGAUGAAUAUCCUCCUGAUGCUAAUCAAGGAUUUGACAUUCCUUCAGCUUUGGUUAGCUUUCCUGAGUUCAGUUCUGCUCGAAGUUACCCUGAAAUUGAUCCAGUACUUGGAUCACCUUUACUAGAAAAUUUCCAGGAAGAUAGUGUUGUGAAGUCGUAUACAGAAGUAUUGCUCGUUCCCCUGACAACUCCGGAUUUCAGCAUGCCAUACAAUGUCAUCACCUUCACAUGCACUGUCUUAGCUCUUUACUUUGGUUCAUUAUUGAAUGCUUUGAGACGAAGGAUUGGCGAGGAAGAGAGGGAGUUGAAGAAAAGAGCCACAAGGCAUGGGCUCAUUUCUCGGUUGCUAGCCAAGUUAAGGGGGCAGAAGGUGGAUCCAUCGGAGUCAGGGUCUUCAUUUGAAUCGACUGGGUCAAAGAAGCUGCUAUUCAAGGUUGUAUUUGUUGCAGUAGCUGCGGUUCUAUUUCACUAUUUCUCAAACAACAGUUAAUACUUAACAUCGGUGUCUAAAAUUUUGGGUGACUUUUGUGGAGCCACGGCAGUAGAAUGUACCAUGUUGUGUAGCAUAUGUAUUGCCUGUAAGUUCGCUUGCUUCCAGGCGCUAUUUUGCCAUCCUAGAUUCUUGAAAGCCGAGGGCCAUGCAAUUUGGACCCUUCUGUUGUCGUUUUUUUUUGGUAUGGUUCGUUUCGUUUUCUGGCCGGAUGUAAUGUAAUCCCCUGACGGCUGUUCCCUGGGCGAACAGUGUCAGUGUGAUCCGUUUGGCAAUGUUUUUAUUCAUGAACGCCACGCACUGAAUUCUGUAAUUUCGUUACUACUGUAAUGAAUUUUUGGUUUUUACCGGUUUUGAAAAAAAAAGAAAGCAGAGGUUGAUGUC
Messenger RNA from Zea mays, 2624 nucleotides. RefSeq names its product GPI transamidase component PIG-T. Gene Ontology annotation, biological process: attachment of GPI anchor to protein. Lineage: Eukaryota; Viridiplantae; Streptophyta; Magnoliopsida; Poales; Poaceae. The transcript has 5 exons. Bases 300 to 2240 code for a protein of 646 amino acids. Gene Ontology annotation, cellular component: GPI-anchor transamidase complex. The record is from RefSeq and is a predicted model, not a curated record.